AUGGAUCCGUUAACAGCAAUCAGUUUAGCUUCGGCAAUAGUACAAUUCAUUGACUUUAGCAGCAAAUUAGUCAGUGGUGCACGAGAGAUAUAUGUUUCGGCAUCUGGCGAUACAGAAGAAAAUAGAAGUGUAGAGGUAAUCACGACCGAGAUGAAAGCACUUAGCUUAAGACUCUCGCCGACCAGCUCUUCACGAAGUGAGGAUGAGAAGAGUUUAUCUCGAUUGGCAGCCGAAUGUGAGAUUGUCUCCGGACAAAUUCUGGAACUUUUAAACAAGAUUAAGCCGAAAGACUCAACUUCUAGACGGCAAAGUGUCUGGGCUGCAUUCAAGAACAAGCUACAAGAGAGAGAGAAGGCGGAAUUAGAGACCAGACUACAUAAUUGCCGCAGCCAGCUUGGGUUGCAGCUUAAUUUCUUGAUGAGUUCUGAGACAAGACACAAGCUUGAUUCUCUAAUAAGCUCAGCUGAAGGCGACACUGCUACCCUUGGAAUACUUCAAAGCGACAUCGAACAGCUUACCCGAGGGGUUACUGUGACUUCUAUUAGUCCAGAAACCCAAACUCAAAUCAAAGAGGCCUUGGACCUUUCAGGUCGAGCUUACGAAACAGCCGCACAGCAGCGUAUUCUUCGCAGUCUGUCUUUCGUGGACAUGUAUGGAAGAUUCGAGGCUGUUGACAUAGCUCAUUACAAGACGUUCGAAUGGAUUUUUGAAGACAAGCCUGAACACACAAAGAAUGAUUACAAUUUCUCCCAUCGCGAAACAUUCUUACAUUGGUUGUCAGCUGGAACGGGGAUCUUCCACAUUUCGGGGAAACUGGGAUCCGGGAAAUCGACUUUGAUGAAGUUUCUUUGCAGUCACGAGCGUACUAGUGUGGAACUAGAAAAGUGGGCUGGUGACAGAAAGCUCGUAUUUGCAAAGUUUUUCUUCUGGAAACCUGGUACGACAUUGCAGAGGUCCCUCGGUGGUCUGUUUCGAUCACUCCUUCAUGAUACCCUCGAAACACACCCCGAGCUUAUACCUGCAGUACUACCAGACCAAUGGGCUCGGUUGAAAUCUACUCCAUGGCACAUACAAACAGACCUUCAUCUCAGCAACGAAGAUAUUCGGGUAGCAUUUUCUCGACUUAUCAAACAUCGGAAUUUAUACAGGAAUCACUGUUUCUGCUUCUUCAUCGACGGCUUGGAUGAGUUUGAGGAACCUUUCAAGGACUCUAAAGACAUGAUCAACCUGCUCAUCAGCUGGACUGAGGUCGCUCCGGAGGAUGUCAAGAUCUGUGUUUCAAGUAGGGAGUACAAUGCCUUCCAAGACUCCUUCUCGGAUGAGAGGAGGCUCUGCCUUCAAGAUCUCACAAGGGACGACAUGGAACGUUACAUCCGAGAUAGAUUAUCUGAUAUGAGGACAAAAGACAAAGCUAGUAUAGAGCCGUUCGCGAAAGCGGUCGCCAGAAAGGCAAACGGUAUCUUCCUUUGGACCACAUUGGUAGUAAAGUCCCUUCGUGAACGGCUGGGAGAUGGUUAUGAGCUUGAUUUCCUUGAGCAAGAACUUGACUCUAUUCCUGAAGAGCUCGAGCAUCUCUUCAAAUAUCUUCUCAGGUCGAUUGCAAAGCCGGCCCGUAAAAGCGCUUAUCGGACGUUUGCCAUGGUCAUGGAGGCGAGAACCUGGGAGCUCGAAAUUUCUCUGGCCUCGUAUUAUUUCUUCAACCACUACGAGACUGACAAAGAAUUCGCUAUGCAACCGUCCUUCAGAAUUGCUAGACCGAAAGAACAAUCUGAGGCUGCCCGACGCGACAUGGCACGCAAAAGGCUCAACGGAUGCUGCAGAGGGUUACUUGAACUGAGUACACAUCAGGGGCAUUUUACUAUCGUCUUUACUCAUCGAUCUGUUCCUGAAUUCCUUGAGAGUCCAGAAACCAUAAUCCAAAUGGGCCUUUACCUGAGGAACUUCAGUCCUAUAGAUGCGAUUUCUCAGCUGUUUCUUGCAGAAGUGUUGAUGGCAGAUUCCGCUUCUAUGAAUAUAGGAUCGCUGAGUAUUCGCACCUACUCGGUUCUUCGUAUGCUCCAUCAAAGCAAAGCGGAUUGGGCGCCAUAUCACUUCAGAGAUACUUGUCUUCAUACUGCAGUUCUUGAGUUACAGGGAAAAGAUACAAAAGACCCCUCACUUGGUUACGGAAGAAUUAUCGUGAAACCCGAUUCGUAUUUCACAUCUAUAGCAGGUGAUUAUGACGAGAGUGCUGUUGUAUCGCCUCUCCAUAUUUCGGCUUUCCUCGGUGAUUAUGACUACAUCGCUUGGAAACUCGGUUGUGAUUCGACUAUUAUCGAAACCGAUUUGAAGAAGUACCUGUUGAUCAGAUGGAUCAUGCAUGGUGCAGUGUAUGUUGGCAAUAUUGGUUGCUUCAAACUCCUGGGUUUAUUCCUAAGCCGAGGCUUGCUGCCUCAGACUGUUCUACACACUCAAAUCCUGAUUCCAGGUUAUGAUGGAGAUGUGGAGCUGACCUUCUGGCAAUCCUUUAUUCUCGUUUCAGCAUUGGAAUACAUCCCGAUGCAUGACAUGCGCUCUUUCAAGUGGCAUGCUCGUAUUUCUGGUUUUGGUGGAGAAUAUCACCAAAACUUUGGAGAAAUAAUCGAGAAAUUUCUGCGGCUUGGAGCGGAUCUGGACCUCUGGAUGUGGGUUCCAGAUGAUUCUCGCGCUUUAAUAUCAGCUGGUAGUUGCGCCAAUGUUCAGUACGAUCACGUACGUGCCAGUAAAAGUGAAGUAACCUUGGGAAUAGAGCGGAAGAAGAUUGUGUUAGAAGCACAAAUUAGCAGAUCAACAUAUGAGUUGAUCAACAGUAAAGAUGGGCGUAUUUCAUUGAGAGAUUUGAUAGUUUUUUGGAAAUUAGAAAAUACGGAGAUUCUUCUUCAAUUGAUCGACAAAAAGAUGGAGCAGCAAGAGCAUACAUCGGGAGAUAAGAUUGGGGUAAAAAGAACUUUGCAAGUGGCUUUGCUAUGA
Messenger RNA from Glarea lozoyensis ATCC 20868, 2988 nucleotides. Its product is annotated as P-loop containing nucleoside triphosphate hydrolase. The record is from RefSeq and is a predicted model, not a curated record. The coding region runs from base 1 to 2988 and encodes 995 amino acids. NCBI's taxonomy places the organism in Eukaryota, Fungi, Ascomycota, Leotiomycetes, Helotiales, Helotiaceae. The transcript has 3 exons.